Messenger RNA from Pseudovirgaria hyperparasitica, 1528 nucleotides. RefSeq names its product NAD(P)-binding protein. The record is from RefSeq and is a predicted model, not a curated record. Lineage: Eukaryota; Fungi; Ascomycota; Dothideomycetes; Acrospermales; Acrospermaceae. Gene Ontology annotation, molecular function: oxidoreductase activity. The transcript has a single exon. Bases 367 to 1266 code for a protein of 299 amino acids.
CAGGCUCGGGCUCGGGCUCGGGAUCGGGCUCGGGAUCACAAGACUUGGCAUAUUUCCGUUAACGUCGGCCCAUAUCUCUGUAUUGUCAUCUUACCAAUCUCCUCCCUAGUGAUAUGCCUAGAGCAUAAGGGAUAUGUUACUAUCAUUCUCCAAGCACACACUAUAGCACAGAGAGCCACAGAUGUCGGCGUUAGUAAAGCGGUAUCGCCGCCGUCUAGAGAUGGGGAUGUAAAAAGGGAGACACUUCCUCACUCAUCGGAAUAAAUCCCUUAUACUACUCUUCAGCUAUACACGAAUUCGACUCAUAAGGUUGAUUUGACGCGAAAGAAAACUACAAAAUCAAAGUACCCGCUCCUUCAAAUCCGAAUGCCUAGUAUCCAUAAUGUCGCUCUUGCAGGCGCAAGUGGUCCCAUCGGCACUGCAACCCUCUCUGCGCUCACAUCCGCCAACUUCACUGUCACAGUCCUGACCCGGCUCACCUCAAACACGCGACUUCCAUCGUCAGUCGACGUCGUCGCUGUGGACUACACCUCUCUAACCAGUCUAACCUCCGCUCUUCGCGACAUGGAUGCGCUCGUGUGUACGGUCGGUUAUGCAGGGAUGGCAAGUCAGCGACUCCUUAUCGAUGCUGCCAUCGCCGCGGGUGUCAAGCGUAUCGUUCCAUCCGAAUACGGCUCCGACCCAGCAGACGCAAAGGCAAGGACAUUGCCUGUCUUUCAGGACAAAGUAGCUGUGGAGAAGUACGUGAAAGAAAAAACUUCAGGGACGAUGACAACAUACACGCUUUUGUGUAACAACCAAUUUUUCGACUGGGACCUGGAGAACAACUUUGGAAUUAAUAUCAAAGAGAGGAAGAUGGAGAUUUUCGACGGUGGCGAGCACGUGUACACGGCGACCCCGUUAUCUUUUGUCGCAAGUGGGAUAGUCGGCGUAUUAAUGAACUCCCUGGAGACGAAGAACAGUGUUGUGAGGCUUCAUGGGACUAGUAUGACACAGAACAAACUUUUGAGUUUGGUCCAGAAAUUCACAGGGACCGAUGGUUGGGAUCUCAAGCACGUGAGAAGUGAUGAAAGAGAGAAGGAAGGGUAUGAGAAGUUGCAAGAGAAUCCUGGAGAAUUCUAUGGCUGGGCGGUCCCAAUGUUGCAAGCUGCGACGUUCGGAGAGGGGUUCGGGAACGAUUUUUCAAUGAAACACGACAAUAAGUUGGUGGGGUUGGAGGAUUUGGGAGAAGAUACGGUGGCGGCGAUUGUGAGGGAGAGAGUCUGAGGCAAAGUGGUUGGGCGAGAUGGGAUAUUCUAAGGACCUUAUAUCAAGCCCUAGACUUGCAUAUGUUUCUACCUUAUCAGAAGACACACUUGUCGAAAUUACUGUACGGUAGAGGAUGAGAUCGGGAUGUUGCAACCACUUCUCCAAUCCUGCCAUCGAUUCAGAGAUUCUCUGAUGCCGAAUGGGGCUAAGAUGAGAUAACACCGGGAAAGUAAACGAUAAACAUUGCACAUAAACAGUGGUUCCGGGACUACGAAAAUAA